AUGAGCGCAGCUACUUUAGAUUUUGAAGACGUUCGAGUGCUCGAAGAGAAGGAAACCUUCGAACUCAUCAACGUGAACGAGGCUUCGACCGCCCCUCAGCAACCGCCAAAGAUGUUGACGGCACCAGGAUUGAUGACGACUGGAAAUAGUAAUGUUGUUGAGAUGAAAUUCAAAGUGGGCAACACAAAGCCGGGGGCGAGCAACAAAAACAACGGCAAAUUGCUUCUGAAUUUUGAAUCUUCCAAGCGCAAGGCGAACGCGUCGCCGGCGUUCAAGUCGAACCGACGAAAAUCUGCCAACGGUUCCAGAAGUUCUGAUUUGGGAAGAAUUGCCAAGGAAAUUUGUAAUCAAUUGAACGAGCCGAAAGUGAGUUUGAUGCGAAGAGCGCUCGAUAUCGUUGGUGGCGAGAUGGUGUCCAAUUUGGCCGUCGAAGUUCAAAAUAUUGAAAGUAAAGGAGGGAUGCAAACGGCCGAUGGAAGCCGAAGACGAACGCCAGGGGGCGUCUUUUGGGCGUUGUUCAAACAGCGCGUCUCCCAGGAAGUAUACGAAGACGUGUUCGCCGAAGAAAAGGAAAAGGCGAGAGAGCGCCAAAGAAAAAGAAAGUCUGUCCAAAGAACAAAAGAGGCUGACGGAGAACAAGAUAUGGACACGUCCAUGUCGCCGCCGAGCACGGUUGAGAAAGCGAUGGCGCCAUCGUCGUCGCCAUCGUGGGCAGCGGUCGCCAAGACACCAGCGACGAUCAAGGUUAAAGCGAGCUCCAAUAAUGUCGUUGAAGAUUUGACCGAAGAGCUUCCAUCGUACGAAGAGAUGGUUUCCGAUAACGAGACGCCAAAAGCGCCGCCGGCGGAAACGAUGGCGGCGAAGCUUUUCAAGAGCAACAACAAUAGUGGCUUUUUCAAGCCGGGUAAAGAGAAACAAGAUUCCAUGUUUGGCGGGAAAGAGAAGCAAGACGCGCCGACAGCAGGUGCAUCCUUCGCGGAGAAGUUGGACAUGGUCACGCCGAAAGCGUCUUUGAACACCAAGAAGGCAUGGGCGGACGAAGACGAAGACAUGUUUGCCGCGGAAGACGAAGAGUUGUUGAACGCGCCGGUGAAAAAAGCUGCGGACAAAGAGCAAGCUCCAAAAUGGACGGGCGCAUCUUUCGCCUCCGUCAUUGCGAAAUAA
Bathycoccus prasinos is the source of this 1164-nucleotide messenger RNA. RefSeq lists its product with no specific name. The coding region runs from base 1 to 1164 and encodes 387 amino acids. The record is from RefSeq and is a predicted model, not a curated record. The transcript has a single exon. Gene Ontology annotation, biological process: snRNA export from nucleus. Lineage: Eukaryota; Viridiplantae; Chlorophyta; Mamiellophyceae; Mamiellales; Bathycoccaceae.